GCCUUCUUUCUCAACAAGAAACCUCUCCUCCCCCCGUCUUUCUCCUUUUGGCUCUCCGACGACUUCAAAACGCACAGAGCGGAGCAGAGCAAAGACCUCUUCCCUCCCCACUCCUCAGAAUCUCUCUUUCUAAUUCGCCAUGGGAGACAGUCAGUACUCGUUUUCUCUCACAACUUUCAGUCCCUCGGGCAAGCUAGUGCAGAUUGAGCACGCCUUGACGGCGGUCGGUUCUGGCCAAACUUCUCUCGGGAUCAAAGCUGCUAAUGGUGUUGUCAUCGCGACCGAGAAGAAGCUGCCGUCCAUCUUAGUUGAUGAAACAUCUGUUCAAAAGAUACAGUGCCUGACGCCGAAUAUUGGAGUUGUCUACAGUGGCAUGGGCCCAGAUUUUAGAGUCCUCGUUCGGAAAAGCAGGAAGCAGGCGGAACAGUAUCAUAGGUUAUAUAAGGAACCCAUCCCAGUCACUCAAUUGGUACGAGAAACUGCAGCUGUCAUGCAAGAGUUUACCCAAUCUGGUGGUGUAAGGCCUUUUGGUGUAUCUCUUCUGGUUGCUGGAUAUGAUGACAAUGGUCCUCAGCUCUAUCAGGUUGAUCCAUCUGGUUCAUAUUUCUCAUGGAAAGCUUCAGCCAUGGGCAAGAAUGUCUCAAAUGCAAAAACGUUCCUUGAGAAGAGGUACACUGAUGAUAUGGAGCUUGAUGAUGCUGUUCACACAGCUAUUCUGACGCUCAAAGAAGGAUUUGAAGGGCAAAUUUCUGCGAAGAACAUUGAAAUUGGAAUUAUUAACGCCGUUGACAGAAAGUUUAGGGUGUUGACUCCAGCUGAAAUUGACGAUUUUCUGGCGGAAGUUGAGUAAACAUCAGCCGCCUUCAAUGUUACAUGCGGGAAGAGGCAUGAUACACUGGUAAACAUGCCCAUGACUUUAGCUAUGGAUGACGAAUUGCUGUCAUUUUCCUGGCUGAUGUAUGUGGCUGUAGCAGAAAUUUUAGUACUUGAUUUUGAAUUUCCCCAAGAUAUCAAUUUCGGUGUGGAAGUGCGUGUUAUGAUGGGAAGAACAGAGACCAUGGAUGCCUUUUCUGCGAAAACCAUUAAUUUAAACCGUUUUCAACUCAUUUUACUCGUAGUCAUCUUCCAUUUCGCUCGUUACUA
Punica granatum (pomegranate) is the source of this 1143-nucleotide messenger RNA. The record is from RefSeq and is a predicted model, not a curated record. Lineage: Eukaryota; Viridiplantae; Streptophyta; Magnoliopsida; Myrtales; Lythraceae.